GAUAACGCACACAGCGUUAAGUAACGCGUACCGGACACCCCGGUUUGCCCGAUCGCCGCAGAACCAUCGAUCUUUGGUUGGCUGCUUCGUAUACAGCCGCUUAUCAACGUUAUACCGCGAGCUAUUGACGCCAUCUAACACACAAACCAGGACCAAUUUCACAUGCGGCAGAGGCAGAGAUCACCAGAUCGCGCGAUCUCUGUUGCGCUAUCGCCCGUGUGUGGCAUAAGGCGAUUUAAAUGCUUCCUUCUUGGUGUCGUACCGGCACAUUCCUAGCUGGACAACCGCUUGGACCGGUACGCACGGUCUGAAAAAGUCUCGUGGUGUGCUACUCUCCGCACUGUGCAUAUUAUUUCAGCGAUCGUUUCGCGUUUUCGUUUGGUGAAGUGAAUUGUGCUAAGGUUGCUUAAUCCUCAACUAUCGAAACUACAUACCACAUCAUGUACGAACGUCAGGAAUCGCAGGGGCCCACCCUUAAGGAAGGCGGCUCAUACAUCAUGGAGGGACACGAUGCGGCCGAGGCAAAGAACGUGUGUCUCAUCUUCUCGCCCGAGCAGGAAGAAGCGGGAGCGUUGGCGAAGAUGCUUAAAAUCUUCGAUGAUCAUCGAGUGAAUCUGCUCCACAUCGAGUCCCGAUCGUCUACCCGUGGUCCUGGGUACGAGUUUAUGGUGGAGUGUGACGGAAAGCGUGGUACCCUUGGGCCCGCUAUUGAGGCGAUUCGGGAACGGAGCAACUACUUCAACAUCAUCUCGCGAGAUUAUAAGGACAACGAAGCUACCGUUCCGUGGUUCCCGAGACGUAUCCGUGAUCUGGAUAGGUUUGCUAAUCAGAUCCUUUCGUACGGUGCCGAGCUGGAUUCCGACCAUCCCGGGUUUACCGACCAGACGUACCGAGAGCGCCGCAAGUACUUUGCCGACAUUGCGUUCAACUACAAGCACGGUCAACCGUUGCCACACGUUGACUACACGGAGGAGGAAACCAACACCUGGCGUACGGUGUUCCGGAACCUUACGAAGCUCUACCCGACGCAUGCCUGCCGUGAGCACAACCACGUCUUUCCGCUGCUGAUCGAGAACUGCUCCUAUCGCGAGGACAACAUCCCACAGCUGGAGGAUGUGUCCAACUUCCUGAAGGACUGUACCGGGUUCACGCUCCGUCCCGUUGCUGGACUGCUGUCGUCGCGAGAUUUCCUCGCCGGGUUGGCAUUCCGUGUGUUCCAUUCAACGCAGUACAUCCGGCACCCGAGCAAACCGCUCUACACACCCGAACCGGACGUAUGCCACGAGCUGCUCGGUCAUGCACCGUUGUUUGCCGAUCCCUCGUUCGCGCAGUUCUCGCAGGAGAUCGGUUUAGCAUCGCUGGGUGCUCCGGAUGAGUUUGUCGAGAAGCUAGCCACAUGCUUCUGGUUUACGGUUGAGUACGGCAUGUGUCGCCAGAAUGGCGAACUGAAGGCGUACGGUGCCGGUCUGCUCUCGUCGUUCGGUGAGCUGCAAUACUGCCUGACGGACAAACCGGAACUGAGGGAGUUCGAUCCGGCCAAGACGUGCGAGCAGAAGUACCCGAUCACAGAGUACCAGCCGGUGUACUUCGUGUCGGACAGCUUCGAGGAUGCGAUCCAGAAGAUGAUCAACUACGCCAAUACGAUUCCCCGCCCGUUCGGUGUACGGUACGAUGCGUACACGCAGAGCAUCGAAAUUCUGGACUCUGUGCCACAAAUCUCCAACCUAAUGCGCAACAUCCACAACGAGUUCGAGGUGUUGCAGAACGCGUUUAAGAAGCUGUAAGGGAACAGGGCACAUUACACGAGCCAUUCAGUACAAUGCUGGUGCUUUUAGAUAAGUUUUUGUUUGUAAGAGCUUGGUUUGAGCAAAGAACGAGCGAACUUUAAUGAUAUUUUCUAAGCAUUAUCCUCCAAAAGCUUAAGCUACAUGGUGAAUAAAAAUCACACGUUGUUAUUUUA
Messenger RNA from Anopheles moucheti, 1960 nucleotides. Its product is annotated as protein henna. Lineage: Eukaryota; Metazoa; Arthropoda; Insecta; Diptera; Culicidae. The record is from RefSeq and is a predicted model, not a curated record. Gene Ontology annotation, biological process: L-phenylalanine catabolic process; L-tyrosine biosynthetic process. Gene Ontology annotation, molecular function: phenylalanine 4-monooxygenase activity; iron ion binding. The transcript is spliced from 4 exons. The coding region runs from base 441 to 1784 and encodes 447 amino acids.